UUUUCAAUUGACGUUCUGCUACAAUACUUCGGAAUUUGCAGCUCUUUAAUGCUUUUUCAUUUGAGUAUCAGUUUAUUUGAUAUAAACUGUAAAUUUUCUGAUGGUAUAAAUAUUAGGUUUACACUGCAUGAAGAAUGAAUUUGUUUUUGAAUUGCUUCUCAUCUUUUGCAUGCCUGCUGUUUUUAACUGAUUUUGCCAAUUCGAAUCAGAUCAGCAACAGUUCAGGAUAUUGUUGCACACAUCACUCUGGCCGAAAAAUCCGAAGUGUAGUCCCACUUGACUGUCAACUUGGCCAGUGGGCACAAUGGACAGUGUGUUCGCCUUGUGAAAUGAGAAAGUUCAGAUAUAGGAAUCUGAAUCGGCCAGCCAUGUAUGGCGGCAGUCUAUGUAUUGGAUCUUUGUGGCAAGAAGAUUCAUGCGAAACAUCUGAACAAUGCAUACCAGAAGAUAACUGUGGUGAUCAGUUUCAAUGCAGUUCAGGUCGAUGUAUUAAAAGACAUUUGUUGUGUAAUGGUGAGAGAGACUGUGCAGAUUUUUCAGAUGAAGAAACCUGUGAGUCUGAUUAUCCAAAUGAGAGAAGGACUUUCUGCAGUAACUUGUUUGAAAUCCCAGGCAUAGAAGCAAUUAUGACGGGCUAUAACAACUUAAUAAGUGAUGUUGGAAGAACUGUUUUAGAUACUGGGUUUGGUGGAUAUUGUGAAUAUGUUUAUAAUGGGGACUGGAGGGAACUGCGAUAUGACAGUGAAUGUGAGCAUCUCUAUUACAACGAUGAUGAGAAAUACUUCCGAAAACCAUACAAUUUACUCACAUACCGUUUUGAGGCAAUUGCUGAUUCUGGAUUUACCAUAGAUGUUCAUGAUAAUGUAUAUGAAUUAGCUACAGCAAUGAGGAGUUCAGACUCUUUUGAGUUUGGAGUUGGUGUGAAAGUUUCUGUUGUAAAAGCUGCGAUUGCUUUUGGAGAGUAUUCCACAUUUAUUAGAAAUGUAACAAAGUUUCAAGGGAAGGAUGUUAGUUUUGUUCGUGUUCGUACUAAAAUUCAAACUGCUCACUUCAAAAUGAGGAGAUAUAAUUUACUUCUGGACGAAGAUAUGACUGAAUCCCUAAUGAAACUUCCAGAUGAAUACAAUUAUGGAAUGUACGCUAAAUUCAUUGCAGAUUAUGGUACUCAUUACUAUGCUUCAGGAACACUGGGAGGUGUUUAUGAGUUCAUUCUUGUUCUGAAUAAGAAGAUAUUGGCAGAGUCAGAUGUGACUGCAUCCGAAGCUGGCUUUUGCGUUGCAGGAUCACUAGGAGUAGUGGUUUCAAAAGGACCUAUGGAUGUGGGUGGCUCCAUAAAGGGCAAAAUUUGUAAAAGUAACUUGGACCAUAAAGAACCUUCAGAAACAUCAAGCAGCCUUGUUGAAGAUGUUCUUCCACAUGUACUAGGAGGAGACCUGAAAUCAAGUGCUGGACUAUUAGGUCAUGGAAUACCAGAUGUCAAAAUGUAUCGACAUUGGGGUAAAUCUUUGAAAUAUCUGCCAGCUGUCAUUGACUUUGAGCUCAUGCCAAUUUAUGACUUGGUGGCCAGAAGUAAUCUUCCGAAUGUUGAAAUUAAACAACAAAAUUUAAAAAGAGCCUGGGAAGAGUAUGUGGCAGAGUUUAAUCCCUGUAGGUGUCCUGUGUGCUAUAACAAUGGAAAAGCAAUUCUUAUGGACAACAUCUGUACCUGUGUAUGUCUGCCUGGUUAUGAAGGGAAAGCGUGCCAGGAUACUAAACGAAAGGGGCCCACUAAUGGAAAUUGGAGCUGUUGGUCAGGAUGGUCGUCUUGCCAAAAUGGUUCAAAGCAGCGAACAAGGAGCUGUAAUCAUCCACCCCCUAAAGAUGGUGGUGCUACAUGCCUUGGGAAGAACGCACAAUCCAAACAUUGUUAAAACAAAAUGAUACUGCUGAUAUUUUGGAUCUUUGAAUUAUUUGCUUUUAAAUGAUCAUCUUCAUUGAGUAUAAAUGUAGUAUAGUCAACAUUUUGAAAUGCCACUCUGCUUUCUUUGUUGGUAUCUUAAAUGUAAUCAAUGUUGAGAUGUAACCAUUGAUGAGGAACAUUUAACCUGACACAACAAGAAUGAAUCUUCCUUUGUUGAAGAAAGAUUAAAAAUGAUUUGUGCACAUUAAUGUUUGGGCAGGAAGCUUGUCCAUAACUGUAAUGUCAACUAUCUAUCUCACACUUCUAGGAUCAUCAUUACCAGCUGAUUGGUCAACAUAUUGCAAUGAAUUAUGGGAGUCAGCUAUGCAUUAGACCUUAUUAUGAUAAAUUUACAUUAAUCUUC
Chiloscyllium plagiosum (whitespotted bambooshark) is the source of this 2303-nucleotide messenger RNA. RefSeq names its product complement C8 alpha chain (gene c8a). Lineage: Eukaryota; Metazoa; Chordata; Chondrichthyes; Orectolobiformes; Hemiscylliidae. Gene Ontology annotation, biological process: complement activation. Gene Ontology annotation, cellular component: membrane attack complex. Gene Ontology annotation, molecular function: protein binding. The record is from RefSeq and is a predicted model, not a curated record.